UCUGCAGGCUGCUCCCUGACUUGUGCUGCGGGACAGGGAAGAAGUCCAGCAACGUGCUCAGCUGCAGGUCAGCAGUGUUAGUGCUGGGGGAGAUCUGCAGUCAGUAAACAGCCAGUGCAGGAGCAGCUGAUGGAUAAAUACAGAGGAUGGGAUCAGGCUACCUCAUAGGAGAUUAGAGCAUCUGUUUGGGGGACAAGGCAGGGGAAGGGCUGUGGGUUACAGAAUAAACCUCUAAACACAAACUACUGGAGGCACAAAAGUGCCAAGCACUGGGUAUAGUGAGGAUCUGCAGUGUUGUUAGCGAGCGUUAUGGAAAGGAUUAUUGCGGGUUACUUGUGAUCGGUCAGGGACAGGAACUUUCUUUUUUACCCAAUAAAGGGCGAAUGAUCAGACCCCAACAGGCCACAGACUGCAGUGAUUACCCACUCGUGCCCCUUCCCUCCCUGGCAAUGCGUAUUGCCCCUUGGGUAUAACCAGCACUAACUGGCAGCACAAUGUUCCUGCCGCCAGUCAGAAAAGGCUUCUCCAUAGAGGCUCUGGUGGGUCCGGAUCGUAGCCCAGAAGAGCCCCUGAGACCCACCGCUCUCAAAUACCUGGAGCCCAUUCACUCUCUGUCAGGGGGUCCAUUGCGACCAGGGAUCCGUUUCCUCGGAACCUCAGAUCUAGUUUUCCCGGAGACACCAACUCAUCCUUUUGGAGCUAGUCUGGGAAUCCCCCAGCAACGGAUCCUGCACCGCGACCCACUGAGCUUCUGCCCCUGGAUCUUGCGGCACCGACUGCCUGGAGAGGAAAAUACCCCAGAAAAUUAUUUGCUAAAUGGACCUUUUUCAAGAAAACCUAAAAGGAUACGAACAGCAUUUUCACCCUCCCAACUCCUACGUCUUGAAGGAGCUUUUGAGAAAAACCAUUAUGUAGUUGGGGCAGAGCGAAAACAACUUGCAAACAACUUAUGUCUGACAGAGACUCAGGUAAAAGUCUGGUUUCAGAAUAGAAGAACCAAGCAUAAGCGUCAAAAAUUAGAAGAGGAAUGUCCAGAGUCCCAGCCAAAGAGAAAAAGUAGUCAACAUAUUAGCCGAUGGAGGAUGGCUACAUGUCAGGACAGCCCCAAGGACAUUGAUGUCACAUCAAAUGACUAAGAAAACUUAUUGCAUAUGGACAUAUAAUGCCUGUACAUGGAACUUAACACUGGCGGCAAGUAGAUGUUUUGACGGCACAUUAAUUUGAAGUCUGUUCUUGUCAUGUUCUACAAUUACAUGAUACAUUAACCACUGGACAGAACUUUAAUGUUUUUUGGAUCCUCUGACAUCUAUUGUUCGUUUGUUUGACUUUCCACAUUUAGUACAACCUUGCACUCUAAAAGGGAAAGACUGAAAUUCUAUUCAUUGUGAUGAGGACUAAACAUCACACUGGAUGCUGGGAUUUUUUUUUGAAAAGCCAUUAUAAUGUGUACCUCAGGAAUCCCCUUCAUUAAUUAUAUGGAGCAAAUGUAAAUAAAUAUUUAACAUAAAAUAUGUGUAGUUCCAAGGGGACAGCUGCAUAUUGAGAUAUGAAGUAAACCUGAUUUAAAUUCUUCAAAUCUAAUUUACACAUAGGAAAAAUAAUCUGCCUCAAGAUUGAUAUGUCAUUUUAUGUAAAAAGUCUCCAUCAGUAUUUUUUUUGCACUGGAGCAUCCGCAGUAAAAUAUAUGUUAUAUCCCAUGGACUCCAAUAGGGUAAAUUAAAUGAUAUAUCAUUAAAAUAUUAUGAGUGAUAUAGUGA
Molecule: messenger RNA, 1757 nt
Organism: Bombina bombina (fire-bellied toad)
Lineage: Eukaryota; Metazoa; Chordata; Amphibia; Anura; Bombinatoridae
Product: homeobox protein EMX1-like
Exons: 3
Coding region: 495-1136 (213 amino acids)
Biological process (GO): neuron differentiation; central nervous system development; regulation of DNA-templated transcription
Molecular function (GO): DNA binding; DNA-binding transcription factor activity, RNA polymerase II-specific
Source: RefSeq, a predicted model, not a curated record